Molecule: messenger RNA, 879 nt
Organism: Abrus precatorius (Indian licorice)
Lineage: Eukaryota; Viridiplantae; Streptophyta; Magnoliopsida; Fabales; Fabaceae
Exons: 2
Coding region: 1-879 (292 amino acids)
Source: RefSeq, a predicted model, not a curated record
AUGGAAGGAUCUCUCGAUGGAACACUGCAAGACACUCAGAAGGUAGCAUCUUUGAGCGAAGAAGAUAAGGGGGUGGUUGUUGAAACUGCUGCUGAUGAAGAUGGUGUUAGGUCUUUCAGUGAAACCACUCCGGAUGGUGAUAUUGCCGUCACUGAUGAAGAGGCAAUUCAAAAUGAGGAGAAGAAGGAGUUGAUUGAGUCCAGCAAAGUUGAAGAAAGAAUAUAUGUUUUUGAGUCAGUUGCUGAUGAUUCUUUUGAGCCUGGUGCAACAAAAGAUGCUCAAGUUGAUACUGUAGAAUUGGAAUUGAAGGACAAGGAAUGGAAAGAUUUUGUAUCCGAUGUAGCUGUGGCUGAUGAUGGGGUAAAGGAAGCAAAAUUGCUUCCUUCAGAAGACAAUAAAGAGAUCUCUUCAGUUUCAGGUAAUGAGGGCUUAAGAGAAACUGAAGUGGUUGAAACAAGUAUUAAGGACAUGGCAGUUGUUGAAGAGAAGAAUGUUUUGUCUUCAGUUGUCACAUAUAGGUUCAAUAGGGAGGGUGAAGAACCAAUUGAAAUCUAUGGUAAUUCUUCUUUGACUCCAAUUGAUGUGACUUCUAAGGAAACUAUGGAGAUAAGUAUUCCAAAAUCAGAUGAGAGUGAGAAGGUUCCUCCAACCAUAAUUGAGAAAUCACUGGAGUCAUCUAUGGUUGAUAAAGUUGGGGAACCAUCAAAUGAAAGUGCUAAGGAGUCUUUUCAAGUUCAACCAAUGCCAAAUGUUCAUGCUGAAGGCACUAUUGCCACUGUGCAAGCAAAGACUGAAGUAGUACCAAGAAGCACUGAAAAUGGGACCUCUUGGAUGAGUUGCUGCGGACUCUUUGAUAUUAUGACGGGUGGUGGUAGAUAA